GGUCACUAUGAGUCAGAAUCAAGUUGACAGCAGUGGGUGACUUUAUACUAUUUAUGAAGGCUAAGGAGUAGCUAGCUAACAGCUUUUUACGUUACAUCUAUUUAUGAAGUUAGCGCUAAGCUCAGAAUCACAGGCAAAGAUAACAAUUCUCCUUUAAAAAAAUUAGACACCCAGUUUUUUUUUUUUUUUUAAGAAAGUCACUCAUGAUGAUUUAAAAGAACAAGUGCGAAUAUUUUGACUGUAAACACUAAGUAUUUUGUAUAAUGAACAAAUAGGUCCUGUAUUUUAUGAGAAUUCUUUUAGCUUUAAUACAUUCAAAGUUUUUUUUUCCAAGGCCGCUAUCAAUAGCUUAUAAACAGUUUAUUUCAUCUACCCUAAAUUUAAGUGUUUUAAGAGAGAGGUUUUUUUUUCCCCCAGAUCCGCAUUUGCCAAAUUUGUCUUGAGUCCAAUUGUGUUUAAAGAUCAGUGCUGACUGUAUUGCAAAUGUAUUCUUUUAUUCUUGCUGUAACAUCUUUUGAUGUUGUCUGUGCCAUCUGCCUUCACAUGAGGAAAAAAUGCAAGACUUUGACAGAGGAGAAAAACGUUUCCAUUUCUUGAUAGGUUCAAUAUUGAGGAAAGACUAAUUCUGAUAACCUGAAGGAAUCUCCAUUCUAACCUUGAGGUCAUGUAAACAGAUUUUACUGAGUUUCCUUAUUUUGCUCUCUAUAAUUUGAGAUUACUGGGACUAGCUGAAUGCUUUAUUAUAGAUUAAGUGAAGCAAAUCAUAGAGUGUUAGAACUGAAAGGUAUCUUGUUGUUAUUAGGUGCCAUCGAGUCGGUUCCGACUCAUAGCAACCCUACGCACAACAGAAUGAAACACUGCCCGGUCCUGCACCAUCCUUACAAUUGUUGUUAUGCUUGAGCUCAUUGUUGCAGCCACUGUGUCAGUCCACCUCAUUGAUGGUCUUCCUCUUUUCUGCUGACCCUGUACUCUGCCAAGCAUGCUGUCCUCCAGGGACUGAUCCCUUCUGACAGUGUGUCCAAAGUACGUAAGAUGCAGUCUCGCCAUCCUUGCCUCUAAGGAGCAUUCUGGCCACACUUCUUCCAAGACAGAUUUGUUCAUUCUUUUGGCAGUCCAUGGUAUAUUCAAUAUUCUUUGCAAACACCACAAUUCAAAGGCAUCAACUCUUCCUUGGUCUUCCUUAUUCAUUGUCCAGCUUUCACAUGCAUAUGCUGCGAUUGAAAAUACCAUGGCUUGGGUCAGGCACACCUUAGUCUUCAAGGUGACAUCUUUGCUCUUCAACACUUUGAAGAAGUCCUUUGUAGCAGAUUUAGCCAAUGCAAUGCGUCUUUUGAUUUCUUGACUCCUGCUUCCGUGGGUGUUGAUUGUGGAUCCAAGUAAAAUGAAAUCCUUGACAACUUCAAUCUUUUAUCUGUUUAUCAUCAUGUUGCUAUGGGUCUAGUUGUGAAGAUUUUUGUUUGCUUUAUGUUGAAGUGUAAUCCAUACUGAAGGCUGUGGUCUUUGAUCUUCAUUAGUAAGUGCUUCAAGUCCUUUUCACUUUCAGCAAGCAAGGUUGUGUCACUGCAUAUUGCAGGUUUUUAAUGAGUCUUCCUCCAAUCCUGAUGCUCCGUUCCUCUUUAUAUAGCCCAGUUUCUGGGAUUAUUUGCUCAGCAUACAGAUUGAGUAGGUAUGAUGAAAGAAUACAACCCCGACGCACACCUUUCCUGACUUUAAACCAUGCAGUAUGUGCUUGUUCUGUCCAAACAACUGCCUCUUGAUCUAUGUGCACUUUCCUCAUGAGCACAAUUAAGUGUUCUGGAAUUCCCAUUCUUCAUAAUGUUAUCCAUAAUUUGUUAUGAUCCACACAGUCGAAUGCCUUUGCAUAGCCAAUAAAACACAGGUAAACAUCCUUCUGAUAUACUCUGCUUUCAGCCAGGAUCCAUCUGACAUCAGCAAUGAUAUUCCUGGUUCCAUAUCCUCUUCUGAAUCCGGCCUGAAUUUCUGGCAGUUUCCUGUUGAUAUACUGCUGCAGCCGCCUUUGAACGAUCUUCAGGAAAAUUUUGCUUGCAUGGGAUAUUAAUGAUAUCGUUCAAUAAUUUCCACUUUGGUUGGAUCACCUUGGGAAUAGGGAUAAAUAUGGAUCUCUUAUUAGUGAUAUUUAAUUUUAUAGCUUACAAAACUCUCCAUUUUAAAGAUACCUUUCAUCACUUCCAGAGCUUCCCUUUGUAAAGAUAGCCUUUUUUUAAUCACUUCUAGAACUUUUUAUUGUAAAGAUAUAUGUAAGUAUAUAUAUACUAGUAUAUAUAUCUCAAUAUAUAUCUCAUGAUAAAUGGGGAAAAUAUUGAAGUUGUCAACGAUUUCAUUUUACUUGGAUCCACAAUCUACACCCAUGGAAGCAAAAGUCAAGAAAACAAAAGAUGCAUUGCAUUGGGCGAAUCAGCUGCAAAAGACCUCUUUAAAGUGUUGAAAAGCAAAGAUGUCACCUUGAGGACUAAGGUGCGCCAGACCCAAGUCAUGAUGUUUUCAAUGACCUCAUAUGCAUUUGAAAGCUGGACAGUGAAUAAGGAAGACCGAAGAAGAUUGACGUUUUUGAAUUGUGGUAUUGGCGAAGAAUAUUCAGUAUACCAUGCCAGAAGAAUAAACAAAUCUGUCUUGGAAGAAGUACAGCCACAAUACUCCUUAGAAGCAAGGAUGGUGAGACUACAUCUAACAUACUUUGGACAUGUUAUCAAGCAGGGACCAGUCCCUGGAGAAGGAUAUUAUGCUUGGUAAAGUAGAGGGUCAGUGAAAAAGAGGAAGACCCUCAACACAAUGGCUGCAGCAAUGGACUCAAGCAUAACAAUGAUUGUGAGGAUGGAGCAGGACCAGACAGUGUUUCAUUCUGUUGUAUGUAGGGUCGCUAUGAGUUGGAACCAACUGGGUGGCACCUAACAACAAUAACGUCUUAGUUAUAUACUGCUGCUAUAACAGAAGUACCACAAGUGGAUGGCUUUAACAAGGAGUUUAUUCUCUCAUAUUGCAGUAGGCUAGAAGUCUGAAUUCAGGGUGCCAGCUCCAAGAGAAGGCUUUCUGUCUCUGUUGGCUCCGCAUUAAGAUCCUUGUGAUGCAUCAGUCUUCCCUUUGUCUAGUAGCAUCUCAGCACAGGAACCUCAGGUCCAAAGGACGCACUUUGUCCCCAACACUGCUUUCUUGGUGGUAUGAGGUCCCCAUGUCUCUCUGCUGGCUUCUCUCUUUUAUAUCUCAAAAGAGAUUGGCUUAAGACACCACGUAAUCUUGUAGACCUCGUCAAUAUAAUUUCUGCUAAUCUAUCUUAUUACAUCAUAGUGACAGGAUUUACAACACAUAGGGAAAUCACAUCAGAAGAUAAAUGGCAGAGAGUCAUAUAAUCAUACAAGGGAAUCAUGACCUAGCCAAGCUGACAGAUAUUUUUGGGGGACACAAUUCAGUCCAUGACACAUGUACAUACAUCUUUUAAAACUUUCAGAACUAUUAUUUUUAAAGAUAAUUUUUUGCACUUCUGGGACUCUUCGGAGUUAAGAUACAUUUUCUCUUUGCAAUUAGAAAUCUGUGGAGUGAUACUUUGGCACUUUGGAAAUACUCUGCUCCCAAGCAACUUUUUUUUUUUUUUUAACCUAAUGGUUUUAGAACCCAUUGAAGAGCAUUUCCUGAAUAAGUUUUGUUGGGGGCUCUGCAAAAUGGUGAUUUUUCUAAUUCUAUGAUUUCUUUUUUUAUAAAUAGUUGGUAUUAUUUGGUAAAGAAGAACAUUCACUUUUUUUUCCUCUGCCAUUUCUCAUUUAUUUUGUUUUUAGGUAGAAGAGUUAGCUGUGUGGCAUGUGAAUUAGUCACUUCAUAAAUAGAUGUUUGAUUAGAAAAGUUGAGUAAAAAUGAAAUUUUAAAGUAUGGAAUCAUAGCUUACAUGUACAGUGGUAGUUCACUCUUGAAAAGGAUCUUGCUGUAAAUCUUUUUUGCAAAGCUAGGAAUUACCUCCUUUUUUUUUCCACGUGAGCAAAGCUUUAUUGAAGAGGCUUGCAAGCGGAGACAGGAAGGCCUAGGGCAACGCAUAACCCCAUCUCACAGAACAAAAGACAGGCCUGAGUUUUUAAAAGUUCUUGGGCAGAAAAAGAUUCAUGUUUAUUCAUAGGCACAGGCCGGGAUAUGUUAAUUAAGGUUCCUGUGCAACAGCUUUCCAAGAUGGCUCCUGUCCUGGAGGCCUCUAGGAUUCGUAGCAGGGCUUAUUAUGGGGUGUUGUGCCUGCAUAGUCUCUCACUCCCGGGGUUGAAUUCCCUGGCUGGGGAAGCAGCCCCUUACUGCCCCUGGUGGAAGGUCACACAGCGGUCACAGGUGGAUGUUCUACGGAUGUCCCUGGGGCUGGUUUUCUCCAGCUGCUUCUGAAAGGCAACUUUAAAGAAGUUUGUGGGCUGUUUUUAGAUACCCUGCCCCAUUGCUCUGGGGAAUGGCUUUGUUUCCGUGCCCUGGCCCAUUUCUUGUUACUUUGUUUGCAGUUGUGGGGGCCCCUCUGUUCCUUGCCUUAAUAAGUCCUUAGUUUCCACACCCAACCCCCUGUUAUCUCCCUGAUAGUAUUGCCUGUCUCUUUGACUUGCUAGCAGUUACCUCUUAAUUUCUCUUAUUCGGGAACCUCAAUUUUUAUGUAUAGUACAUUUAUUCAGCAAAUUACUGAGUGCCUAUUAUGUGCCAGACGUUGUGGUAAGUGCUAGAAUAGAGUGGUGAGCAGAAGAAACGUGACUGUUGCUAACGUAGGAUGCAUCCUGAUGGCUAAGAAGACAGUGAGAGUGGCCCAGAAUCCAGUGAUUGAAGGCAAUUAUGAAGCUGUCUGAGGAAUCCUGAUUUGGAAGGUACUAUAGGCUUUUGCUAAAAACCAUGCUCGAGUAAAUGCUUUGAAGUUCGGAACCCUAAACAAUCAUUCUCUCUGGGUCUGAUGAGAAGCAUGUAUAGUAUCAUUGGCAAUUUCCUCCUGUUGUCUUUCUAAUGUUCUGUUGAAUUAUGGUUGUAGAUUCCCCCCUACAGUGUGCAAUUUUGCCUAAUGUUUUGUCCUCUAAGGAAGUUCCCCCGCUUGAGGUCUCUGCCUCCCAAAGAUGUGCCCUAAAGGCUUACUUCUGAGACUCAGAAGACCCUGAGGAUUCAGAGCAGUAGGGAGGCAAUCAUCAGCUGAGCCCUGCUUUUCCACUAGAUUCCAUCUGAGCUAGGUAGGAGGGAAGAAGCAUCACUUUCCUAGCAUAAUCAGUGGAGUCCAUGGAAGAAUAGGGAAUUUCUAGAAGUUAUAAAAUGCCUUAGAGGGUUGGGGCAACCUAAAAAAUAGAUGGUUGCUUGUUAAGUUGAUUCCAAAACAUGGUAACUUCAUGUGUGUCAGAGUAGAACUGUGGUCCAUAGGGUUUUUAGUAGCUAAUUUUUUGCAAGUGGAUCACUAGGCCUUUCUUCUGAGGUGCCUCUGGGUGAACUUGAACCUCCAACUUUUCAGUUAGCAGCUAAGUUCAUUAACAGUUUGCAUCACCUAGGGACUUCUGGGGCAACCUGGCAUAGCUCAAACUUCAGGAGACCAUGUUUUAUUAGAUGGAUUGAGGUGUGACUCCUGAGCUGAAAGAUCUUCGUGUCCCUGCUGUCAGGUUAGUUGUAGGACUCAUAUCAUCUUGCUGAAUUGGACCGGCAGUCUUGGGAUGAAGAGUGGACCGUGUUGCACACCAGCCACAUGGCAUGGCAGAACUCUGUAGCCUUUUGAGCCUCCCAAGGGAAGGUAAAGUGACACUUAGCUGGAUAAAUGUUUACUACAAAUGGUUCUCAAAGAAAAAGGAUUUUUCCACAAAGGAUAACUUUUUUUUUUUUGUACUUAUACAGUAUUUUCAGCAGUAUCUCCCUUCAUAUUAGGAAGAUAGACAUGCCCACAGUCAGGUGUGUACUGUCUUCAAAGAAAUCAGUUGUCUGUCAGUUGCACUGCUAUGACCUCAGAUUCUGGAAUAUCAAGACAACGUUCUUUAGAAGAGAUAUUUCACUUUGGAUUGAACCGAUGCUUAGAAUCAGUCAACUAACUGUCAAAGGGAAAAGGAUAGCCCAAGUGACAAGAAAACUUCUCUCACUAUGAAUUGCUUUGGAAGUUACUUCUCUAAGUGUCCUAAGGAUGGCUCCUUACUCAACACACAGUCACCUCUGUUACUUUCAUUAAUGUCCUCUGAAGAUGAACCACAUUUUAUUUCCAACUUGAGGAGCCAUGGGCCAGCUCGCGCUGUGGUGAAGCAGCCUGUUCGGGGAGCCAGUGGCAGGACCACCAUCACCUCAAUUGUCCAGACAGGCGGGGACUGGAGCACCGGCCUCUUCAGUGUCUGCAGAGAUAAGAGAAUUUGUUUCUGUGGUCUAUUUUGUCCGAUAUGUCUUGAGUGUGACAUCGCCAGGCAUUACGGAGAGUGUCUUUGUUGGCCAUUGUUACUUGGGUCCUCCUUUGCACUAAGAAUUGGCACCAGAGAGAGACAUAAAAUACGGGGCACACUGUGCGAGGACUGGCUGGCGGUGCACUGCUGCUGGCCUUUUUCCAUCUGCCAGGUGGCCCGGGAACUCAAGAUGAGGACCUCCCAGUUCUAUGAAAUCCGGGAAGCUCCUUGCACUAAGGAUGCCCUGGUUUGAAAGCCCAAGAUAACUCCUCCCUGUCAUCCCCCUCACUCCCUGCACCUUCCUCCCAAGCCCCCUUAGUAGAAAGAUUUUCUUCUUCCUAACAGUAUUAAAAUAAAUGACUUCCCCCCUACUGUUUCUACUGUUGUUCUCUUUUUACACAUACCCCUGCUGAAGAGUCCAUUAUUUGCCUAGAUUUGCUGUUCCAGUCCGGCCAGAGAAGGAAAAUUCUAGAGGUGAGUCUUGUGUCCUCUACAAUCCACCUGGAGUUUUGGAAGGUUCCAUUGUUUUCCAGCUUCCUACUGCCAUCAUCUCAUGAGGAAGAGUUGUUAUGUGGCUUCCUUAUGCUGUGCCAUGUUUCUCAAAAUACCAGUGAUGAGGCAAAACCAAACUCGUUGCCAUCGAGUCGAUUCAGACUCAUAGCGACCUUAUAGGACAGAGUAGAACUGCCCCAUAGGGUUUCCAAGGAGUGCCUGGUGGAUUUGAACUGCUGACCUUUUGGUUAGCAGCUGUAGCACUUAACCACCAUGCCACCAGGGUUUCCGGGUGUUUAAUUUCCACUGGCACCUGGAAUGGGCACUAAAUGUCACUGAAAAACAUAGGGACUGUCACUCCCACAUCCUGCCUUCUUGGGUCCUAAUGGCAUAAAGGUGAAAGUCUCAGGUUGGUGCUAAUCUUGAACACCUUGUGAAUCUUCUUCAGGACCCAGGCUCAGAGUCUUUAGGCAACUGCAUCUACCAUGUGACCUGAAUACCCGUUUUUGUUAAGGCAGGUACACGGCACAGCAAAGGUGUGAAAAGAUUGAAUUCUGUAGCCUGAAUUGCCUUUCCUGUUUACCAACCCCACCCUUUCCAGUUACUAAAUGUGUAACUGUAGGCACCUUUGCUAGCUUUUCUGUGCCUCAGUUUCCUCAUCUCUAAAAUGGGGGUGAGGAUAAUAAUAGUACUGACCUCAUAGGGUCGUAAGGAUUCUAAUGAAUGAAAACAUUUAGCACAGUGCCUGGCCAGUAGUAAACCAAACCAAACCAAACAAACAAAAAAUAAACACAAAAAAAUCCCAACCAGUUGCCAUUGAGUCAACUUUCACUCAUGGCAACCCCAUGUGUGUUAAGAGUAGAACUGUGCUCCAUAGGAUUUUCAAUGACUGAUAUUUCGGAUGUAGAUUGCCAAGCCUUUCUUUAGAGGCACCUCUGGAGGGACCCCAAUCUUUCAGUUAGCAGCCAAGUAUGUUAACCAUUGUGCCAUCCGGGAACCUGGCAAGUAGUAAACCCAAUCCAAAAACCAAGCCCAUUGCUAUCGAGUCAAUUCUGACUCAUAGCAACCCUAUGGGACAGGAUAGUACUGCCCCAUAGAGUUUCCAAGGAGCAUCUGGUGGAUUCAAACUGCCAACCUUUUGGUUAGCAGC
Molecule: messenger RNA, 7998 nt
Organism: Loxodonta africana (African savanna elephant)
Lineage: Eukaryota; Metazoa; Chordata; Mammalia; Proboscidea; Elephantidae
Gene: PLAC8L1
Product: PLAC8 like 1
Exons: 4
Coding region: 6070-6609 (179 amino acids)
Source: RefSeq, a predicted model, not a curated record